AUGAAUCAAAUAAUUGAAAAAAUUUAUUAUCGAACUUUCAAUCCUUUACCAAUCCUAGAUGACAACGACAGAAAUGAUAAUAAUUCAACAAGUGUUACUUCGACAGUCUCUCAAGAUACGCCUUCUCAACGUCGGGAGCGAUUUUCAGUACAAGCAAAUUUUACAAUCGCUGAAAUAUCGACAUCGAAUAGUCCAGAACUAACCUUAAAUUUCUAUGAAGGUCCUGUCUUUCAUACCUUAUAUUUAAUAUACAAAAGCUGGUAUGAUUUGACUCUGCCGCAAAUUGUUGAAGAAGCUAUCAAAGGCAUUUUAUUCGAAGGUUGGAAGCAAAAGGAGUUCUUACAAGCAAAAAAACUAGCUGAUCAACUACAAUCUGUCAAACAUUUGGCAGAGAAUGCAAAAGAUGUCUACGAUAUACCGCAUGGAAUCGGUCGUACAUGUAUUCGUCUUUAUACAUCGAGCACUUUCUGGUACAAAUCGAUUACGUCAGCGCUCUGGAAUCCACAUACAAUUACUGAAGAGCAAUUCAAAAUAUUAGGAGCGUUCUGCUAUCUCUUGCAAACAUACAUGAAAAAUCUUUCGAAGAAAAACAUUCCAACAAACACUAUUUUGACGGUUUAUCGAGGUAUGAAUCUAACAGAUAUACAAGUGGAACAAUUCAAACAAAAAACAAGUUACUUCAGGUUCACAUCGUUUACAUCCACAAGUGUGAAACGAGAAGUAGCUGAUAUGUUUGGUAACACCCUUCUUGUAAUGGAUUUAAAUACAAUGAAUAUUCAUGGAGAUGAGCUCAUUGAUGUUGGCACGUUUAUUGGUGGUGAUUCACAAAUGCCAGACGAAGAAGAAUUCCUCAUGUGGCCAUUAUCCACUUUUCAAGUUACGCGAUAUGAAUUUGAUAUAAUAGAGAAGAAACAUGUUUUUUAUCUAAAGUCAUCAUUACCUUCGAGAAGCACUUCUACUUGA
Adineta ricciae is the source of this 963-nucleotide messenger RNA. Lineage: Eukaryota; Metazoa; Rotifera; Eurotatoria; Adinetida; Adinetidae. The record is from the annotation of a GenBank genome assembly.